Amoebophrya sp. A120 is the source of this 2941-nucleotide messenger RNA. The record is from the annotation of a GenBank genome assembly. Lineage: Eukaryota; Dinophyceae; Syndiniales; Amoebophryaceae.
AGCGAACAAGACAAAAAGUAGGAAAUUAUCGUAUUUGCCCUAUUUGACGACGAUCAUAGAUCAAAAGUAGAAGACGAAGACAAGUUCGCAUUAUAGCUUCUUUUUUGACAAGGUUCUGCUGUAUCUUUUCGCUGUCACGAGACGGAAAAAGUGCAGAUUUCCAUUCGCGAGCAGCUGUACUAGUACAGCCCGUAAUAUUGCCGCGCCAAUUUCUAGUCCACCACUGCAAGACACUUAAUCCGGUAUCAUCAAAAACGCGAAGGAGAAAACAAAAGUACCAGUUAACAUUCUGUUUCAAAGUUAUUUCGCUCCUCUUUUUUCGAAUUAUUUAAAUACUCUCCUGUCUCUACGAUUUGCAACAACGAGAAACCCUGCAUUUUUCGCUCUAAAAAAAGUGAUAAUUAUUAUUGCGCGCAUUGUUCUUUUGAUACGAGAAAAAAACGUCGCCGAAGCAGUUGUUAUUCAACAAACUAUUCGACCCUUCCCUUAGAAUUUUUCGCCUCUCGACAUUGCGGCACAGACGAAAUCAAGAACGAAGAAGAAAGUACUCCACCAAUUUGCAGGGCUCUACUGCGUCACAACUUCGACAAGCGAGAAACAAUCACGUCAAGUGUCAAUCCCGCGGCACAGGAGCACCAAAGGUCCAGCACUAUGUCUUCCCUAAAACAGGAGAACGAGAUGAAGCCCCAGCUGCAGCUGCCCCAGCUGCGGAAUUGCAACGAAAAGAACAAGAAGAACAACAAUGGAGAACUGGGAGAAGCACAACAACCGCAUCAAAGUGAAAAAUCCCCCCUCCCCAUACUGAAACGGACAUUUCUGUUGCUGCAUUUGUGUACACAAAUCAGCUCUGUAUUGCAGUGAGGCACUGCAGGCAAAUUUUCAGCCUGCUUAGGGAUGUUUUGGUGUAGGUGCUUAGCAUAGCAGAGGCCUGCCAUGUAGGCGUAAGAGCAUUACAAAUCGCCUGCAUAAGAUGGCGGAUUCUUUGGAUUUGCCCUCCUGCAAGAGACGCAGGAUUUGGUCUCAAAUCAGCAUCGCAAAUUUUUGUAAGCAUACCCUUUCGGUAUGGGGAGGGGGGAUUUUUCCUCACAAUAAACCGAAGAACGUCCUCUCCCUUCGCGACGAUGAUCUCCCUGCCGCGAUUUUCCUCCCGCACGGCUCGUGGGAUGACGACGACGAGUAUCAAAUGCAAAAAUGUCUGGGUCUGGAAGAUUCAUGCUGUUUUUGCAUGACACACAAGGUCUGGCAUGGAAGCUCUAGCAUCACAGGUUUGGAGAAGCUUCCGCAAUGCCGAAUCCGCAUGAAAAAUCCCCCAUUUUGGUGACAGAAAGUGGGCAGCUUUUGCUACCUAUGCAUGAGAGAUUUUUCUGUGUUCUGAAAUGCGCAUCACAAGUUGCAUUCUUCCAGACCCAGACAUUUUUGCAAUGCAUAACGAGGAGGAGGAUGCGAUUCCCACUUUGCCCGCCCUGCCGCGGCGGGUUAACGGCUCGCCGCGGCUGUUCGACGCCGGUGGUGCCGUGACGGAAGUGUUGAAUCAGGAGUGUCCCGGGAAUAUCAACUGUAAAAAUGUCUGGGUCUGAAAGAUUCUGACACUUGUCAUGCACGUUUUGCAUGAGCCAUGAUGUCUGUGAUGCAUACCCUAGCAAUACAGAUUUUCUGAGGGCUUCCCGAUGCCUAUUCCGCAUGACAAAUGCCUUCUCAGCGGAGCAAAAAUUGCCUUCCCUUUGGUACUCAUGCAAUACAGAUUUUUUUUGAAUCCAAAUGCAGCAUCACAAGUUGCAUUCUUCCAGACCCAGACAUUUUUACAUUUGAUAGGGAAAUUUCCGGUGGUUGGGGACGACGAGCUCGUGUUCAUCUCUUCCGAAAAUGAUGUAUCAAAUGCAAAAAUGUCUGGGUCUGGAAGAGUUGGAACUUGUCAUGCGAAUUCUGGAAUAGGCAAAUAUUUGUAUUGCAGAAGCACCAAAAGCUUCCCAUUUCUUGCUACGCAAAUAGGGAAUUUCUCAUGCGGGAUAGACAUCAGAAGGCCUGCGCAAAACCUGUAAUGCUUUUGCGUGCAUUAGAGACCAGUUGCGUGAUCCAGAAGAUGCAUGACAAACUCCUGCAAUCUUCCAGACCCAGACAUUUUUGCAUUUGAUAUGAUGGCGGCAACACCGAUAUGAUGAAUGUGGUUCCGUUCUCCAUCACUACUUCCCUGUUAGCGAUGGCGGCCGAGGCCCGGGGAGGUAUCCUGAGUAAAAACGUACCCACACCAGAGUUGUAAUGCAGAUUUGCAAUGACAAAGACAUUUGUGAUGCGCAUCCCCAUGAGAGCCAUUUCCAAUCGUGUUUUGGAAUUUGUGAUGCUGUGAACAGGAUCAGCAGGUCGAUUUGUGAUGCAGCUUUCCUUGCUAACUUGCACUACCUUACGGACUGAAACUUGUCAUGCGUGACUCACAAAACUCCUAGGUUUGUGUUGCAAAAUCCUCAUCCUGACUCUGGUGUGGGUACGUUUUUACUCAGGAUAGGAGGAGGAAUUUCGUCAGCAGCUGCGGAGAAAACGAGUACGACGGACCUCUCCACCAUCGCACCCCUCGGGCGGGAAUCCGAAUAUGCACUACAAAUGUCUUUGAGUCUGAAUUUGUGAUGCGAAAGUCGAAGCGGACAAGGAGAUGAUCUUGAUCUGUUAUGCAUCGAUACGAAUUGCCACCUUUUUUUGUGCUGUGAAACUCAGUUUCUUGUCCUGCAUCUGAAGACGAAUCAGUCUGCAAUAAGGCUCGCAAAACUUCUGAUGAUGUUAUGCCGCGCAAGUGGGCGAUCUACCAUGCGAGUAGCAGGAGCAACACAAGUUUCCAGACCCAGACAUACUUGCAGUGCAUACCGAAUGCAGUUGCGCGAGCAGUUCGAGCUCCGUGUCUUCCUGUUCGCCGGUGACAAAAAAGACCAAGGUGGACGACGGUUGUUGUUGA